GGAUAACAUUAUGGCAAAUGGCAAACCAACACGACACAAUUCGUCGAGUCUUCCAAGAUUUUGACACCUUCGCUUCGUUCGUUCCCGGAAGAGAGUGUUGCGAAUCAUCACACUGCACAUGUUACACUCGUCCUCAACGACCGCGGCCAUCCAGAAAUAAGUGUUCAUUGCGCAAACACAAACAGACGAUUGCCGGUGAAGCGAAGCAGCAGCAGCAACUACAACAACAGCAACCACACCAUGGAUGCCCCGCGGGGAGACGGAGAUCGAGAGUUGCGGCGGCCCCUCCUGCCGCGAAACAAAAACAACAACGCAAACGCAAACGCAAACACACGCAGCGACGGGCCCGGCGGCGACGAGGAGGCACUCAUCCUCGAGGAAUGGAACGCGUCGGUCUCCGAGUUUCUGGCCCGGGACGGCAGCGAAGAAAAUUCUCGCUGCUACUGCUGCCCCUCUUUCGACGGUGUUCCGGAAGGGGGAAGAAGUGGCGGAGACGAUCCGAGCGAGAGCGAGAGCAGUGGUGGCGGGGAGCUCCCGCGCAACUACCUUCCGGAGGCCGCUCCCUCCCGGGGGGCGCUCUGCGGAACCCUGUCGCGGAUGAUGCGAUCCACGCUCCUCCCGGAUUGCGAACCCACGCUGGGCAGCUAUUACGUACGCAGCGGCAGCAGCGACGAGAGCAACAACAACAACGAAAACGAAGGCGAGCUGUACCAACGACGGCCCAGGCGCGUCGUCGACGGCGUCGGAGUGGUCAGGUUUGCAAAGUUCGCCGGGCUGACGCUCGCAUCGAUCGCACUCGUGCGGUGCGUCGUGGUCCGAGAGUUCCCGGACCACGACCGGUACCUGCGGCUGUGGCAGGUGUUUUUCUACGAGGGCGAUUCCAUCCUCAGGGACCUCUGCGUCUUUUUCGUCGUCGGCCGGAUGCACCUGCGGCCCGGGGUCGACUGCAUCGAGUGGGUCCUGGUGGCGCUGGUGGCCAACGUGUACUUUGAGUGCCAGGGCUACCUGCCCUGGAUGCAGCACGCGGUGACGCUCUAUGAGAUGCACUGCCUGUGGCCCUGGCAGCUGUGGGCCUUUGCGGUCCUCGUCGCAUGCGCCUUUGUGGGGGUCGUGGUCGCCCACGCUUUCGUGGCUUCCAAGCCCUCAAAGGCGAUCGCCUGGAUCAAGCUGGCAGAGCUGCUGGUCUGCGCGGGGGUCUUUCUGGCACCGGUGGUUUCCUCCCCCUACUUCCACCUGCACCACUGGUUCGCCGGGUGGCUCCUCGGGAUGCACGCCAACCUCCACGAUCGGUGGUGGAGCCGGGCCACCAUGGCCUAUUGCUGGGGGAUGUACGUCAACGGGAUCGCGGUGUACGGCCGGGAUCCCCUGCUGACCUGCGACUACGCCAGGUUCCUGUCGGAAGACCAGGGGUGUCCGGUGGCACCCAUGGCGGCCGUUGGGUAUGCCGCACCGAGCCGCGACGGAGGAGGGGGCGGGUGGUGGUGGUGGUGGCCGGCGAGCCUCGCUGGGGCCGCCGGCGUGGACGGUUUGCAGCCCGCGGAUUGGAGGAACUGCAGCAGCUCCGGGUACCAUCCCUGAGCGGGCGGGCAUGGCGAGAGAGAGAGAGACGUCCGAACGAAGGAAACCCGGCACGAGUCUUGGCGGAUCGCUGCCGAUGGCAAGCUGCCGGAGUCCCGCACAGCCAUUGUCUCUGAAAAACAUGCUUCGAACCCCAAAACGAGGGCCCAAGUCGUUUGGAAGGCACCGGAACCCGGCACCGGUUUUGCACCGUUGCCGCAACGCUCGGUGCGUCGCAAGACAAGCGGAAGACGCCACGCUUCGAUCGUUCUUGGCGGGGAGCGCCGCAUCACCAAGGGACCCGAUCCUCGCGAUGCGUGCUGCUGUACUGCUGCGAGUCGCGCGAGUCGCCGCACGAUGGUUUGGAUUCCCAUGCAACGCGCACCGUUGCCUACGUAUCUCUAGGAGCGCGGUGCCAUCGCUGCUUCGCUUGAGGCGCAGUUCACCCGCCAACUCCCGGGUGGUUUCACACUAUUAGUAAUAGUAGUAGUAACUAGUAGUAGUAAUACUACAUUGCCAUCAUUUUUUUCUUCAUUGCAGCAGAUAGUUGUACUAGGAACUCAAUGUUACCAGUGUUGUGGUCAUUGGGGUGUUGUAUCGAUAAUAUGAAAAAAAUAUAUAUUAAUAGGUCUU
Pseudo-nitzschia multistriata is the source of this 2190-nucleotide messenger RNA. Lineage: Eukaryota; Bacillariophyta; Bacillariophyceae; Bacillariales; Bacillariaceae. The record is from the annotation of a GenBank genome assembly.